Messenger RNA from Phlebotomus papatasi, 3903 nucleotides. RefSeq lists its product as uncharacterized. NCBI's taxonomy places the organism in Eukaryota, Metazoa, Arthropoda, Insecta, Diptera, Psychodidae. The record is from RefSeq and is a predicted model, not a curated record. Bases 1082 to 3742 code for a protein of 886 amino acids. The transcript has 11 exons.
CUGUGAUUGUUUUUUCCGCAUUCAUUAUCAUCACUAUCUUUCGAAAGAGACACCAUUUCACCAAAUAUAGCGGUGGGUUAUUGAGUUCCGGAGUCACACGAGCCAAACUCUCUUGAGGUUCAACUCUAGGAUUUUUUUUGUCAUCACCAAUGAAAGUGACUUGGUGUAACUUCUCAUGAUAUUUUCCGAGGAGAAAGAACACCUCGAGAGAUGACUAUGUAGCCUCUAGGCAUAUAAGUUGGAGGUGAAAACGGAAGUUGUAAUUCACGCACUGUGCACUUCAUAACGCACCAAGAAGGGCCGUUCCGACACUCACAGUGAAUUUUAAUUGGCAGUGCAGCAAAAAGUCUCUGUGUAUAAUGGCAAAAACCCAAUUUUUGUGGAUGUUGACGCAGAGCUGAAGAUGUUGAAAAAAAAAAACAGAAGAUAAACAAUAAUUGUGUGCGCGGGAGGUAAAUAUUUGGAGAGAGAGAAAGGAUUGAGAGGAAUUCUUUCAGGGGUACAUGGAUCCGGCUUUGAGAAUAUAGCCCUACACCAUAAGCCCCGAAGAAAUAAAAUAUCUGAGGAGAAAGUUGCGUUAACGGCGAAUAUUGGGACAUUAUAUAUGAAUACCACACAAGAACAAUUGCUGGUAUUCUUCCCUGGCCAUUUGGAAGUGCAUGUCAGGAGGGAGAGCUUCAUGAAAAUUUCUUCCAUGAAAUUGCCUCUGAGCUCUGAGUGCCGAUUCAGCCGAUCGCGCACCUCCAAAGUAGUUGAGAAAGGUGCGAGAAGACUUUAGCUUGAGCACCAGCUCGAGCCGUUAAAGAAAGUGAUCUCUGCUAAAAUAAGUGCUCAGGAUAUUCUACUGGAAAUUAAAAAAAAAAAGUUGUGGGAUUGUGUGAAGUGAUUUCUUAAAGAAAAAAUACUUGAAGUUUGCAAAUGACGUGAAAAAAUGGUUAGCAGGUGACACAGAUUUCGGACUGCUCGAACCACUUUGGAUAAAAUCGUUAAUUUGUGUGGUGUUUCAAGUGCUAAGAAGUGGCUUAAACUCUCACAAAUUGCUUCACAAGACAGAUUAAGUGAGACAGAGCCGAAGGAGACAAUGGGAACAAACGGAAGGAAUUUUAAAUUCUUCAUCACAUAUUCACUUUUUGCCCUCCUUGUAUUACCAAAUUUAGCCAACGGACAAUCCUGCAGUUUUCCAGGAUCACCAGCUCACAGUCACGUCACAUUCUCAGAUGAGAGUCUGUCGAACGGUUGUGUGGCCUCAUACUCGUGUGAGCGAGGUUUUGAGCUUCUUGGACCUGCACGGCGUGUCUGCGACAAUGGAAAUUGGGUACCUGAAGGCAUUCCAUUCUGUGUUCUAAAUGUGGCAGCCGGCAAAGCCCCCAUGCAAAUUUCAACAGAUGGAUCGGGUAUUCCACAGAAGGCUAUCGAUGGUUCCACGUCGGCAUUCUUCCAGGCCGACACGUGUUCCCUCACGAAGCCUGAAAGAUUACCCUGGUGGUACGUGAAUCUCCUGGAGCCAUAUAUGGUUCAGCUGGUGCGUCUGGACUUUGGCAAAUCAUGCUGUGGUAACAACAAGCCCGCAACAAUUGUGGUUCGCGUGGGAAACAAUCGCCCAGAUCUUGGGACAAAUCCCAUUUGCAAUCGCUUCACAGGUGUCUUGGAGGAGGGUCAACCUCUAUUCUUGCCCUGCAAUCCCCCAAUGCCAGGCGCCUUUGUGUCAGUGCAUCUGGAAGUUGGUGCUCCCAGUGCUCUGUCCAUCUGCGAAGCAUUUGUCUACACAGAUCAGGCAUUGCCCAUUGAAAGGUGUCCUGUAUUUCGGGACCAACCACCGGGAGCGUCUGCUUCCUACAAUGGCAAAUGCUAUGUCUUCUACAAUCGUCAACCACUCAAUUUCCGCGAAGCUCUGGCAUUCUGUCGAGCACGUGGAGGUACUCUCAUCAAUGAGAGCAAUCCAGCUUUGCAGGGCUUUAUCAGUUGGGAAUUGUGGAGGCGGCACCGGAGUGACGCUUCUUCACAGUACUGGAUGGGUGCUCUUAGAGAUGCUAAGGACAGAAAUACUUGGAAGUGGCUGGGUGGAGAAGAAGUCACUGUGUCGUUCUGGAAUCUCCCAGGUGGCGACGAAGACUGUGCCAGAUACGACGGCUCUAAGGGAUGGCUUUGGAGCGACACAAAUUGCAAUACACCACUUAAUUUCAUCUGUCAGCAUCAACCUAAAGCUUGUGGUAGACCAGAACAGCCUCCCAACUCUACAAUGCUGGCAGUUAGAGGCUAUGAUGUUGGGGCUACUGUUGAGUAUGCAUGUGAUGAGGGACAUUUACUCGUGGGCCCAGCGAGUCGUACAUGCCUGGAAACUGGCUUCUACAACGAAUUUCCACCAGUUUGUAAAUAUAUUGAGUGUGGACUGCCCGCUUCCAUAGCUCAUGGAGCUUACGAGCUUAUCAAUGGCACUGUUGGAUACCUCAGUACAGUUGUGUAUCAAUGUGCUGAGGGCUUUGAGCUAGUCGGUAGAUCUGUCCUAACUUGCGAUAUCGAUGAACGCUGGAAUGGACCUCCACCGCGAUGUGAACGCAUUGAAUGUGAUGUUCUGCCAGCUACUCACCAAAAUGCCAAGUUCGUCGCUCUCAAUGGUACCUUCUAUGGAUCCAAGGCAGAUGUUGUCUGUCCAAGAGGAUAUCGUGUGGAAGGAGUUAAACAGCUAACAUGCCUGUCCAAUGGACAAUGGAGUCACCCAUUGCCAUCUUGUGUUCGCGAAGAGGUAAUUAUAACUACAUUGCCACCAACUACAAAUUAUCGCACGAGACAACCAUCAAGUUCAAGACGACCAUCGCGACCCUCGUCACGCUUUACGAGUACUGUGGCUCCUCCAACAGCCACACCCGCUGUCACCAUAAUCACGGAACGCAUACAAGAAGAGGACAAUGAAAUAGCAGUGCCUGGAACUGUAAGGGAAGAAACCAUACCCAGGCGAACUAUUCGUCCAAACAAUGGCCAUGCAGCUCCCGAAACUACCCCACCAGCUCCACCGAAAGUUAUCCCGUUGGAUAUAUCAACGACAAAGAAUCCUCAACUCAUCAUCAAUGCGGCCCAUCCACAAGAUAAUCAAAUUGCCGGCAGUGUAAAUAUCAGAAAUGAUCAAUCACCCAACGUAAAUGUGCCGCUACCUGUGGAGAAUGAUCAGAGAGAAACACAUAGUGCAAAGUUAAAUUUGGGAGCAAUUGUUGCACUUGGAGCCUUUGGUGGAUUUGUCUUCUUGGCGGCCGUUAUCACGACAAUUGUUAUUCUUGUACGGAGAAAUCGGACCACUCAGCAUUACAGGCAUCGAGCAUCACCUGAUUGUAAUACAGUCGCUUCCUUUGACUCCUCCAGUUCAGAAUCGAGAAAUGGCCUCAACAGAUACUACAGACAAGCCUGGGAGAAUCUGCAUGAGUCUGCCUCCAAGAAUGGCAAUCACAGUCCGCUGAGGCGGAAGGAGACACUCGAUCAGCAACAUAUAAGUCGUUCACGAGACAAUCUCAGUCGUUCUCGGGAUAAUCUUGAGCGUGUGACACGAGAUCUCGAUCGAGCUCGUGACUUUGGUCGAGACAGUCUCGGUCUGCGCGAUGGCUCUGAAAUGGUGGUGUCUGAUGUAUGUGUAAAGGGUGAAAAGAAGCGUCAUCACCAUCAUCAUCACAAGAGCAGUCAUCGUGGAGAAUUCCGGGAUCCACAUCUUGUGGCCAAUGGCAGACGCGAACACCGUCACAAUGGCGGAUACUGACCUACGAUGGUUAUCACCGUGAGUCUGGAUGAUGAGUGUAAACAACGCUGCGGACAAUGGAGGAUUCCCAUGUAGCCCCAGACACCAUUCCCCCAAAGUGCACAACUCCUUCAGCUCACACAAAGAUCAAAAUGUCGAAUUUUAAUAUAUAUAUAUAUAUA